Molecule: messenger RNA, 1782 nt
Organism: Bipolaris maydis ATCC 48331
Lineage: Eukaryota; Fungi; Ascomycota; Dothideomycetes; Pleosporales; Pleosporaceae
Product: Cupredoxin
Molecular function (GO): copper ion binding; oxidoreductase activity
Source: RefSeq, a predicted model, not a curated record
AUGUUUACUUUGUUACUCUUUUUCAUGUCGUACGCUGUGCUGUCGUACUCCACCCAGAACGUUCACGAUCACACAUUCACACCAACUCACAUCCUUCGAGCUACAGCCCAGAACAUAACCAUCGACUGUGAAUCGCGUUACUCCGUUGUAAUCAAUGGUAGCGAUCCAGGACCCAUAAUUCGCCUACAGGAAGGCACUACUUCCUGGAUAAGGGUUUUUAAUGAUAUCAGCGACCAAAAUUUCACUAUACAUUGGCAUGGAUUGUCACAGCGGACCGCUCCAUUCUCGGAUGGUACUCCUCAAGUAGCGCAAUGGCCUAUUGCUCCCGGCCAUUACUUCGACUACGAAAUUAGACCGGAGAUUGGAGAUGCUGGCACCUACUUUUACCAUUCCCACGUUGGUUACCAGGCUAUUUCAGCACAUGGCGCGUUGAUCGUCGACGAUUUUGGGAAACCGCCAUACGAGUACGAAGAAGAUUUUACUCUUCUGAUGGGAGAUUACUACAAUCACACAGAUGAACAGAUUGUUUCCGGCCUCGAGGCAGAUCCUUUUGAUUCAGCUGGACCGGUUCAUGCCAUCGUAAUUAAUGGGCAGACAGGAAACGCUGGAUUUGCGAAUGCGAAGGACGAUUCAUGUGCUCCACAUGUCAUCAAGGUGUCUCCUAGCAAGACAUACCGACUGAGAUUCAUUGGAGGUUGUGCGAAAACGAUAGUCACUUUAGGUAUCGAAGACCACACAGAUUUCGAAAUCAUUGAGGCCGAUGGUCAAUAUACGAAAGCCGUUACCACUGAUCAUAUCAACGUCGCUCCGGGACAAAGGUUCAGUGCGUUACUUCACACGAUGUCAGAGGCCGAACUGCGAGCUGCAAAUCGGUCCACUUUCUGGGUUAGGAUGGAAAAUCGAGAGCGACGCCAAAACUGGUUUGGUUACGCUCUUCUCCAGUACGAGCCUCUGGAAGGAACGCUACCCCCGGCGCUUCCAGUUAAGUCACCUGUAACUCUGCCGCAGACAGUCUACAAUUGGAUGGAGUACGCUUUGGAGCCCCUCAAUCCUCAGCAAACAGAUGAAUUUCCUCGGGUUUCUACGCGGACUUUGCACAUUCGUGUCGCACUAACGGGGCUUUGGAACGGGAACAAGUUCACAACUGCAGCUCACUGGGCGAUGAACAAUGUUUCCUGGACAGAGAAUGUCCCAAGGUCCCCUUACAUGAUUGAUAUCUACAAGAAUGGUGAAUCUGCGAUACCCAAUUACGAAGCCGCGUUGUCGAACGGCGGCUGGGAUCCAGCAAAUUACCUUUUCGUGGCGAAAAUCGGUGAAAUCAUUGAUAUCAUCUGGGAUAACAGCAACAUUCCCGAAACCCAAUACCAUACACAUCCUCUCCACGUUCACGGUGGCCACGUCUGGGACCUUGGCAGUGGGAAUGGAACAUACGACCCUGUAGCUAACAGUAAAAAGCUAGCAGGCUUCACACCCUUGAAACGCGAUACAACCCUUCUAUAUCGUUAUUCUGUCGAUGGUGUGGCGAACACCACCACUGGGUGGCGAGGCUGGAGACUCAAGGUUGAAGACGCUGGAGUAUGGUUGAUGCACUGCCAUAGCUUACAGCAUAUGAUCAUGGAAUGUUGGGCAGGCAUGCAAACAGUCUGGGUGAUGGGCAAUGCUUCUGAGAUCACUGGGCGUUACCCGGAACCAUAUGUAUCUGGUUAUCUUGACUAUGGCGGCUCAGCAUAUGGUAAUGCGACGCACGAUCCCCUAGUAACCCAUUUCUUUCCAGAGGACUAA